Polypterus senegalus (gray bichir) is the source of this 11709-nucleotide messenger RNA. It is a transcript of the gene notch3, whose product is annotated as notch receptor 3. Gene Ontology annotation, molecular function: calcium ion binding; Notch binding; signaling receptor activity. Gene Ontology annotation, cellular component: membrane. Lineage: Eukaryota; Metazoa; Chordata; Cladistia; Polypteriformes; Polypteridae. Gene Ontology annotation, biological process: Notch signaling pathway; multicellular organism development; regulation of DNA-templated transcription. The coding region runs from base 246 to 7664 and encodes 2472 amino acids. The record is from RefSeq and is a predicted model, not a curated record. The transcript has 34 exons.
GUUCCUACAGACAAGUUUCAGGAGAAGCUGAGGACUGAGGAGUUUCGCGAAAGGGGAUACAUACAGCACAGGGCGGAGGAGAGCUCGGACUGUUUCACUUAGAUAAUCGAUCUAACGAUAAUCGCCCUUUUACCUUUGUUAAUUUUGUACCACUUGAACCCUUGGAUUUUUUUCUAUUUUCGUGCAUUUUAAUGGAUGUAUAAUACUUUGCGUAGCGGUAAGACGUAUUCUACCCACUUAAAGGAAUGGGGAAUUACAAAGUGUGGAUAUUCCUAUGGGUCCUGCUCUUUUCUGUCGGCUGCGAAGGUUUCAAAUGCCAGGACAAUAGCUGGCCCUGUGAAAACGGGGGUACGUGCGGCUUGUUGGAUGGCCAGUCCAGAUGCGUAUGUCGACGUGGGUUUACAGGAGAGUUUUGCCAGUUUCAGGAUCCAUGUCACAAGUCACCAUGUUUAAAUGGAGCAGAAUGCCGGAGUUCAGUGCUGGAUAGCUUAGUCCAGCAUACCUGUAUUUGUCAGCGUGGAUUUAGAGGUCAAGAUUGUUCCCUGAUAGAUGCCUGUGUUACCAAUCCUUGUGCCAAUGGUGCACGCUGUGUAAAUUGGAACAACCGCUACAACUGCUCAUGUCCACCUGGUUUUCAGGGGAAAAACUGCCGCGAUGAUAUUGAUGAAUGUAGAACUGCGAGCAUAUGUCUAAAUGGGGGUGCCUGUGUCAAUACCAUUGGAUCAUUCCGUUGUCACUGCCAACCAGGUUUCACUGGAAGAGCCUGUGAGGUGAUCUCUGUGCCAUGCUCUCCAUCACAGUGCAUGAAUGGUGGUACCUGUGGCCAGACUGGAGACCUUACAUACAAGUGCACAUGUUUGCCAGGGUUUGAAGGUCAAAACUGUGAAAUCAACAUUGAUGACUGCCCGGGACACAAGUGUAUGAAUGGAGGAACAUGUGUUGAUGGAGUGAAUACCUAUAACUGCCAGUGUGCACCAGAGUGGACAGGUCAGUUCUGUACUGAAGAUGUCAACGAGUGUCUCCUGCAACCCAAUGCUUGUCACAAUGGAGGAACAUGCUUCAACACUAUUGGCGGACACACAUGUGUCUGUGUGAAUGGCUGGACUGGGGAAGACUGCAGUGAAAACAUUGAUGACUGUGCCAAUGCUGUAUGCUUCAAUGGUGCAACUUGCCAUGACAGGGUGGCCUCAUUUUUCUGUGAAUGCCCUGUUGGAAAAACAGGUUUGCUUUGCCAUCUGGAUGAUGCCUGUGUCAGCAAUCCCUGCAAUGAAGGUGCAGUGUGUGACACCAACCCACUUAAUGGGAGAGCUAUAUGCACUUGUCCACCUGGAUUUACUGGGGGUGCUUGUAACCAAGAUGUGGAUGAGUGCUCUAUUGGUGCCAAUCCUUGUGAGCACUUUGGAAAAUGUGUAAAUACUGAGGGGUCCUUUCAGUGCCAGUGUGGCAAAGGCUAUACAGGACCUCGCUGUGAGAUUGAUAUCAAUGAGUGCUUGUCAAUGCCUUGUCAAAAUGAUGCCACUUGUCUUGAUCGGAUUGGGGAAUUCAGCUGCAUCUGUAUGCCAGGGUUUAUGGGAAUAUAUUGUGAAAUAGAUAUGAACGAAUGUGAGAGCAACCCCUGUGUCAAUGAUGGGAAAUGCAAAGACCUUGUCAAUGGUUUCUUCUGCACAUGCAAGCCAGGAUUUACUGGAUUAAUGUGCCAGAUAGACAUUGAUGAGUGUGCCAGCACACCUUGUCAGAAUGGUGCCAAAUGUUAUGACAGACCUAAUGGGUAUGAUUGUCGCUGUGCUGAAGGAUUUGAGGGAACCCUUUGUGAGAGAAACAUUAACAACUGUGAUCCUGACCCAUGUCAUCAUGGGACGUGUGUUGAUGGAAUUGCCAGUUAUACGUGUAUCUGUGAACAUGGCUACACUGGAUACCGUUGUGAGAACCAGAUCAAUGAGUGUCACAGCAACCCUUGUCAAAAUGGUGGAAAGUGCGUUGAUUUGGUCAACAAAUACAUUUGCCACUGCUUGCCUGGAACAUCAGGAAAUAAUUGUGAGAUAAACCAUGACGACUGUGCUAGCAACCCCUGUGAUUACGGAAUUUGUCAAGAUGGAAUAAACCGAUAUGACUGCAUUUGUAAGCCGGGCUUCACAGGGCCAUUAUGCAAUAUUGAAAUUGACGAAUGUGCCUUGAAUCCUUGCCUUAACGGUGGCACCUGUGUGGACCGAGAAAAUGGUUUCACUUGUAUUUGUCCUGAGGGGUUUCAUGAUCUACUGUGCUACUCUGAAGUGGAUGAGUGCAGCAGUAGCCCUUGUGUGCAUGGUACAUGCCGUGAUGAUGUUAAUGGCUAUAAGUGUGAUUGUGAACCCGGCUGGGUGGGAGCUAAUUGUGAUGUCAACCGAAAUGAUUGCUACUUGAACCCUUGUCAGAAUGGAGGCACCUGCACAGACCUAGUGAAUGGUUACAACUGCAGGUGCAAGGAAGGGUUUAGAGGAGCCGUGUGCCAAAACAAUAUUAAUGAAUGUGCUUCAAACCCAUGCCUUAACAAAGGAACCUGCAUUGAUGGGAUCGCCAGCUAUACCUGUCUGUGCAGUCUGCCGUAUUCCGGCCAUAACUGUGAAAAAGUGCUGACACCCUGUUCACCUAAUCCUUGUGAAAAUGAAGGUGUGUGUGUUCACAGCCCUGACUAUGAGAGCUUUACAUGCACCUGUCCAGCGGGAUGGCAAGGUCAGAGAUGCAACAUAGAUAUCAAUGAAUGCGCCUCAAGUCCUUGUAGGAAUCGUGGAACUUGCGCCAACACCCUUGGGGGAUACUCAUGUUCCUGCCGGCCAGGAUUUACAGGAGCCAACUGUGAAACUGACAUCAACGACUGUGCUUCCAAUCCCUGUCAGAAUGGUGGAACAUGCACAGACGGUAUCAACUCAUUCAAAUGUACCUGCAUGUUGGGCUUCACGGGUACCCGUUGUGCAAUUGAGAUAAAUGAGUGUCACAGUAAUCCAUGCCGUAAUGGAGGAACAUGCACAGACUACGUCAACAGCUACACCUGCACUUGUAAGCCAGGCUUUGCUGGCAUUCACUGUGAGACUAAUAUUCCUGACUGCACUGAAAGCUCCUGCUUUAAUGGCGGCACAUGCCAUGAUGAAAUUAAUGGCUAUACCUGCCGAUGUCGCCCUGGAUUCACUGGGUCUAACUGCCAGUUUGAGAUCAAUGAGUGUGACUCCCAACCGUGCCUCAACAGGGGAGUGUGUAUUGAUGCACUGGAGUCCUUUAGAUGUAACUGUCUUCCUGGAUACACUGGUUCUCGCUGCCAGACUGUGGUGAACUUGUGCAACAGCUUCCCUUGUAAAAAUGGAGGACGGUGUAUACAGAAGGAUGCCACUUUCACCUGCGAAUGUCCAAAGGGAUAUUAUGGCCGAUAUUGUGAUAUCCCCAGCAUUUCCUGCGAGAUAGCUGCAGUACAGAAGAGGACGAAUAUUAAUCGUAUUUGCCGCUACGAUGGUUACUGUGUGAAUUCAGGCACCAGCCACUAUUGUGUAUGCCAGAAGGGCUACACUGGUAGCUACUGCGAGAGUGAGAUCAACCUUUGUGACCAGAAUCCAUGCCGCAAUGGAGCCACCUGCAGGAGCUAUAUGGGAGAAUACACCUGUGAGUGUUUACCUGGUUACACAGGCAUGAACUGUGAGGCUGAGAUAAAUGAGUGUGAAUCUCAUCCAUGCCAAAAUGGUGGCACUUGUAUUGACCUUGUUGGCCACUAUAUUUGUUCCUGUCCUCCUGGCACCCUAGGUGUGCUCUGUGAGAUCAAUGAAGAUGAUUGUAGUCUUACACCUGGCAGCAGAAUACCCAAAUGCAUGAACAAUGGGACAUGUGUGGACAAAGUAGGAGGGUACCGCUGUAAUUGCCCCCCUGGGUUUACUGGAGAGAGGUGUGAGGGUGAUAUCAAUGAGUGCCAGUCCAAUCCUUGCAUCCGUCCAAACACAGUUGAUUGUAUCCAGCUGCCCAAUGACUACCAGUGUGUGUGUAAACCAGGUUUUACAGGGCGCAGAUGUCAAAGCAUCAUUAACUUGUGUGAAUCUCAGCCCUGUCAGAAUGGUGGGACAUGCUCAGUGACACUUAACUCUGCUCUUGGGUACAGCUGUGCUUGUCAGCCGAAUUUUGUAGGGUCAAACUGUGAGAGAAAUCUGCUAUCCUGCCGGGAGCUGAUCUGCUACAAUGGAGGAACCUGCAGCAACACCCAGUCAGGCUCCCGUUGUACCUGCCCACCAGGAUUUAGUGGUUUUGACUGCAAGGCAAAUGGCAGUUGCACCCACCAGACCUGCCUCAGUGGGGGCAUUUGCAAAGAGGACAAGGCCUUCCCAUACUUCCAAUGUCUCUGCCCACGUGGCUUUUUUGGGAAGCGAUGUGAGCGUCUGGUCAGCUUGGCAGCCCCAAUCACUCCUGCUCCAAUUCCUCAAUGUCCUUUUCUGGAAUGCAAAAACAAAGCAAAAGAUGGAGUGUGUGACAAAGAGUGCAACACGUAUGCUUGCCAGUGGGAUGGUGAGGACUGCUCACUUGCAGUUAACCCCUGGAUGAAAUGUCCUCAGUGCUGGAAGUACUUCAACAACAGUCAGUGUGACGAGAUGUGCAACAGUGCCGAAUGCCUGUAUGACAACUUUGACUGCAACAAGAAGGAGAAGGUCUGCAACCCUAUCUAUGAAAAGUACUGCAUGGACCACUAUGCGGAUGGACGUUGUGAUCAAGGAUGCAAUAAUGAGGAGUGUGGUUGGGAUGGGCUUGACUGUGCCUCAAAUGAGCCAGAAAUGCUGGCUGAAGGAGUUCUCGUGAUCACUGUCCUGCUACCACCUGAAGAGCUCCUCCGUACCAGUACCACCUUCUUGCUAAAAUUGAGCUCCAUCUUGCGAACCUCCCUGCGCUUCCGGCUCAACAAGGAUGGCACUUACAUGAUCACCCCUUACUACCGCAACAACUCUCGCCUCCAGAAAAGAGAGCUAGAGGAAGAGAUCAUUGGUUCUGUGGUCAAUUUGAUAAUUGACAAUCGCCUUUGUGUUAAGGAUUCUGAUAAGUGCUUCCCAUCUGCUGAAAGUGCUGCUGAAUACCUUGGGGCAUUAUCUGCUGUGGAGAGACUAAGCUUCCCCUACCCUAUCAAGCAAGUUUACGGAGGGCAAAACCCACCACCACCACCACCACCAAUUUUGAAUAAGCUACUUCCUCUAGUGGUAGUUGCAGCUGUCAUCCUCUUGGUGAUCUUGGUUCUUGGGGUGUUAGUGGCAAGACGAAAGCGAGAACAUAGCACCUUAUGGUUUCCAGAGGGCUUCUCCCUGAACAAAGAGUCUAGCAAAAAAAGCCGCAGAGAGCCACUUGGUCAGGAUGCUCUGGGCAUGAAACACAUUCCAAAAGCAGUAGAGGAGAGUUUACUCACAGAUCACAGCGAUCAGUGGAUGGAUUCAGACUGCCCUGAAGCCAAGAGAUUAAAGGUUGAAGAACCGGGAUCUCUUACUGAUUCUGAGGACACGGUGGAUUGUAGGCAGUGGACACAGCAUCACCUAGUUGCAGCUGAUAUCCGAAUGCCUCCCUCCAUGGCACUGACACCCCCUCAAGGGGAGUUUGACAACAAUGACAGCAUGGAUGUUAACGUUAGAGGUCCAGAUGGCUUUACACCUUUAAUGUUGGCUUCAUUCUGCGGUGGAGGUCUUGAGACAGAUGUGACAGAGGAGGAAGAUACAGACGACUCAUCUGCCAACAUCAUCUCUGACCUGAUUUACCAAGGCGCCAACUUAGCAGCUCAAACUGACCGUACUGGGGAGACUGCUCUUCAUCUGGCUGCGCGAUAUACACGUGCAGAUGCUGCAAAGCGGCUUUUGGAUGCAGGAGCUGAUGCCAAUGCCCAAGAUAAUACUGGCAGGACGCCUCUUCAUGCCGCUGUUGCUGCUGAUGCACAGGGUGUCUUUCAGAUUUUGAUCAGAAAUAGAGCAACAGACCUGGAUGCAAGAAUGUAUGAUGGAUCCACUGCUCUAAUCCUUGCUGCUCGCUUGGCAGUUGAAAUGAUGGUGGAAGAGCUCAUUGCAUGCCAUGCAGAUGUCAAUGCUGUUGAUGAGCAAGGAAAAUCAGCUUUGCAUUGGGCGGCUGCAGUUAACAACGUGGAAGCUACGCUGGCAUUGCUAAAGAAUGGAGCUAACAAAGACAUGCAAGACCUUAAGGAGGAAACACCUUUGUUUUUAGCUGCUCGUGAAGGCAGCUGUGAAGCAGUGAAAAUCCUACUGGACCACUUUGCCAACAGGGAGAUAACUGAUCACAUGGACAGGCUUCCCAGGGACAUUGCCCAAGAGAGAAUGCACCAUGACAUUGUGCAGCUGCUAGAUGAAUACAACACAGUGCGUAGCCCGCAGGGCCAUGGUGGACAAACCCAUCAUAUGGCAGGGAGCCACACCUUGUCCCCACUCAUGUGCCCACCCACUGCGUUCAUGCCUGGCCUCAAGCAGACACCACAGGGCAAAAAAGCAAGACGUCCCAGCUCCAAAGGGGUUGGCAUGAACAGUAGUCAGCCACAUGGCAGCCUGUCACGAGAAGCUAAGGAGUCUGCAAAGGCCAGAAACAAGAAGUUAUCACUUGACUGCCAAGGAUCACUGAUGGAAAGUUCUGUCACCCUGUCGCCAGUGGACUCUUUGGAUUCACCAAGGGGUGGUUAUGUCACAAACCCAACUUCUCCUGCCAUCGCUUCACCCGGUAUGUUUCAUCCUCCCUCAUCCAUGUCUGUUCCCUCCACUCCUGUGGUACACAGUCUCCUAGAUGGCCCCUUUGCAGUCUCUUUGGCACAGUUAAGUGAUAUUGGAGAAGUGCCUGGUCCUGGGCAGAGUGCAGCCAUCUUGUCAAUGAAUCCCAUGCAGUCACGUGUUUCAAUGUCUUCAGUCAACGUCAGCACAGGUCAGCCUAACUAUGUUCUAAAUGCUAGCCAGCUGGGUCUGAACUUGGGUAUGGUGAACCCAGUGAGUGUUCCCUUUGAUUGGCAAACACAUGUACCUACCACUUCCCAGUGUAACCAGCAUGUCAUUAACCUGGUGCACCCAAUCAAUACUCAGGCGGGCAUGCAUCAGCAGAAUCAGCAAGUGGCUCUUCAGCAUCAAGGCCUCAUUUUGCAGCACCAGCAGCGCCUGUUUCAUGGUUCGCAGGCCCUUGUACAACAACACAGUCCAGUGAAGAUGCCAAUUGUGGUGGAACAACAGCAACAGAUCAGUCAACCCCAACAGCAGCAGCAGCAACCACCUAUGCACAACCAAGCCUUAGCCAAUCAGCAGACAAUGGCUAGACUAGGUUCAUCCACUCCACCAGAUGGUCAGCCGGGCCCUCCACCUCCUCCUCCACCUGCUCAACCCACGCAGCAGAGUGCUUCACAGCCCCAGUUCUUCAAGCAGCAAAGUAACCCUGCAGUGGAGGACUACCCCACUCCUCCUUCACAACACAGCUAUGGAUCAGCGCAUGACAACACGCCCAAACAUUACCUGCACUUGCAGAAUGAGCACCCAUACCUGACUCCCUCUCCGGAAUCUCCCGAGCAGUGGUCAAGCCCUUCUCCACAUUCCAUGUCUGACUGGUCAGACUCUGCCCCCAGCCCUGCCAUCACAGGUCCGGUUCAGACGCAAAUCCCCCAUAUGCAGGAACAGAACACCAAGAUGCAGGUGUUUGCAUGAACCGAAAACAACAUGAAUGGACACCAGAGAUUGAAGCUUCUCUGUACAACGGUUACAGCACAGUAAAUCCCAAAAGAUGAUGUUUCUUCUUUGGAGUUUUACCCAUUGCUGUUUGUUUGUUUGUUUUCAAAAAACCUUUUUUGUGUUUUUUCUAAACAAAAAAGGUAAACAAGUUGUCUUAUAAGACAUUUUUUGUAUGAAGUAAGACAUUUUGUACAGAGAAUGCUCUGGAAUAUGAAGAAGUCUUUAAUUUCAAAGACAAGGAAUAGUUCUCGUGGGAAGAAAAGAUACUUUUUAGAGAGAAAGAAAAGUUUGAAGGAAAUUUCUUAAAUUUCUGUUUUAUUUAUUGCUGUAUUGCUAGUGAUUUUAUUAUAUCACUGCCUGUACCUCUUUCUUAGUUUUAAUCCCCAUUCCCCGAUUUUUUUUUUUUAUCACUGCCGAUUCAUUUCUAAAGAAAAUGAAUUGUAUUUUUUAAUAGUAUCACUAAAGUAAUUGUUCUUAUAUUUUUUUUAGUAUGUGUGUAUUUCUGUGUGUGUAAAUUGCAGGCGUUUGCUGAUUAGCACCUAAACAGUUAAUGUCCUAGGUAUAAGAAAUUGGCCAAUGUCUACUGAGACUAGGAGAAAAGUAUGUGCUGCUGCAGCAAGUGAGGAAUGUUCCUGUCUGUGAUGGGUAAUUUUGCAUGUUGAUAGGUGGCAUACAUCUUUACGAGUAGACACAUUCUACCCAGUAUUAUUCUCUCCAAGUUGGUCAUUCCAGUCCCUUAUAAUUAUUAUCACCUCAUAAGCUAUUACAGCAGUUAUGUUAAUUAUUUUUCAAGAUAACAGGUUCAGAAAUUAGAAGAGUACAUUCUGUCCAACCAACACAGUGCCUGUCCUUUUCAAAAGGGACCUGAGCCAGUUUUAUGAAAUAUGAUGCACUUACCAUUAUUCUCUGUGGCUCCCUAGAGGAUUAUUACUUCACUGGACCCAUUCUUUAUCACCUGAAUAUAUUUAAAAACUUUUUGUUAUUUUUGAGCUAAUGAAAACGUUCAAACAAACAUUACUGAAGUGCUUGAUGCAUAUGUGUACAACUAAGUUUAAACUGUAUGUUAUUCAUUGUCAGCUUUGUUUAACUGGUUAAGUUUGAUUAGCAAGCAACUGAUCUAUAAAAAGCAUCUUAAUGUAAUUUAAUCCUAUGCUGUGAUUUUAUGUACAUAACUUUUCUGAAACUGCCCUAGUUUUUUUUUUUUUUUUUCCAAUUUGUAAUUAUUCAUAUUGCUUUUUUUUUCCUCAUUAUGGUGCAUAGUUGAACUAAUCAUUUUAUCUAUCUGGCUGCUAUUUUCAUUAUGUUUGAAUUUGUUGGUGGAAAUGCAUUAUUCAGCAGUGCAGUAAUCAGUAUUGUAGUAUAGAUUCAGAUUGUAUGAACUCUUUAUCAUGUUGCAUAGGAUUGUAUUCUGUAGUCCUGACUGUUGGGUCUGUUUGCAGCCAUGAGGUCAGCCAUAUAUAUGGAAGUAAGCAUACACCACUGCUAAGAUACACAGCUUGAUAUUCUGAGAAAAUAAGGCCUGUGGACUAUAAACAUUAGUCAUUUGUGGUUGAUGUAAAAAAAUAAUGCAGUUUCCAAGAAAGUAACAAUAGGUUUUUAUGGGGCAUAAAGGUAGGAGUGAAUAUAAUAAACUGCAGUCAUGAAAAAGAAGUACAGUAGAAUUUAUUAAAGGGGACCAAAGGAAUUGCAGCCCAAAAGCUGUAUGUGUAGACCAAAUUAAAUAGAGUGGGUAGACUGAACCAUAUCAAGUGUUAGGGGAGGUGGGGCGUCCUCAAAAAGUUCCAUAUUUGGGCUAAAAACAAUCGUGGCCAACAUAAAUCCAAAUUUGUCCUGAAAGGUCAGAACUCAUUCAACAGUAAAUAAGGGAAUUGGGCACAGAGAACUUUAAACGCAUUGCAAUCCAAAGCGUUGAGGUAUUCAGCCAAAUGAAGCACAGUGUGAAAAUGGGGUGAUGCUGUCUGACCCCCCAUCCGAAUGUAACAUGCAAACAUAUGGCAAUAAAUAAUAAAAAGGAGAACGGAGCUAAAUCUUCCAAAUUUCAGAUGUAAGCCAAAUAUGUUAUGAACCUACACUGUUUCGAAAGAACCUGUUGAAAGCUCCUCACACGUUUUAAAUUCAAGCAUAUACUGACCAUAUUGGUGUUUAGAAAUGGCAUUAAAUAAAGGACUUGGGUACUUCGUCAUAAAAAGAAUGACAAAGUCAAUGCCAUGAAGCUCAGAUGCACUGCCAAAUCUGCAAUCUGCUGGUACUUCGCUACAUCUGUCACUGGUUAUCCUGAAGGCAAAUAAUAUUUUUCCAUAAAGCCAGCUUUUCUCAAUCGGUUAGGCUUCUCUCCUGAUAGUACUGUACUGCAGCUGCCCCAUGAAGGGCAAAACCUUUGUACAGAUUUUACAACUGGGCAUUGUUCCAUAUGAAAUAUUAGUAUGCUCAUAUACUAUAGAUAAAUAAUUUAUUUUAUUGCGUUCUUUUAUUUUAAGUACAGUUUUCCUUUUAGUUGACUGAGUCUCCUUGUUUGUUUUGCUAACCACUUGCCUAGACACUUAUUUAGGCUGCAUGAUGUGACUGAAAGGAUUUGCUUAGGUAGUGCAGUUUGAUGUCAAAAUCAGACAACCAAGAGCUGAUGCAUAAAUGGUUGCUGCUGUGCAGCUAAGGCCGUCAGACUCUUGAGGUGUGUGUUUCUUUUUUCCAAGUCAGUAAAAUGGGGGGGAAAAAAAAAAAAAAGAGGAGAGGCACAGGGUUCAAAAGCAAUGACUGUUUAAUUGCAGAACUGAGCAAAGUGCAUCACAACCCCUUAAAAGCAAAAGUAAUUGUUCUGUGUCAAGCAAUGUCUUAGAAGGUGACAAAACAUAACAUGCAUGAAUUCUAGGAGCUGUGUAUUGCUUUGGUGUAAGAAAGCAUUCUGGGUUGGGUUUUUUGAAGCAAAAACCAUCCAAACCACUUUACUCAGAUGUGUCAAAAAAUACAUUCCUUUGCUUCUAACUUUUCUGUACUUUUUGUAGAGAUGCACAUGUUUGUAAGAUAGGCCGCUCAUCCACAUGAACGUUGGUUCCUUCACAACAGGGGUUGCAAUUAUGUUCUGUACCUUCACUGACAAUGUUGUGAGGUCACUCGCCGGUGUCACAACAGGUCAACUCCAGCUGCUACUCAAGUUCUUUUGUUUGUUAGUUCUUUGUUUUAUUUGUUUGUUUGUUCUUAAAGAAUAUAUGUGAUAUAUGAUCAAAAUUAGAAUGGCAUUGAGGGAAUUAUGAUCAAAUUCUAGAAUCUUUGCAGCCUUAUAAAGGUGCUUGUAACUGUAUAUACAGUAUUGUUUCUAUACCAUAUAUAUAGGCAUGCACUGCAUCUACCUAUAGGGCAACAUAGAGCUAGUGUAAGGACACUGAAAUUUCAUGCAAAUGCUCAAAAGGAAGCAUUUAAUUGUAUGUGCCUUUUUAAGGCUAUGAUAAAUGCACUACACCAUAUUUAAAAUAUACAAUUCAAAAAGUUGCCAAAAAAAAGCUUAAACCCAACCACCUUGUCUCCAUGAAACUGACGCAUACGCUGCAGUCAGAAUAACAAAUAAUCAUCCCUCUGGUGGUGGUCCUUUACCUCGACACCCGAGAUGAAAAGCGCAGACCAUCGCCAGCCUGACUCUCACUGCAUUCCUCGCCAUUCCCGAUUCAGUGCAGCCCUGUGUAAAAGCUCUAUGUACAUUUCAGAAUUUAUUAUCCUGUUUGUAAAUAUUUCUGUCUGAAGAAAUUUAUUUGCUUCAGAAGUCUUAUCUGUUAAAAUUGUUUAUUUACUAAAAAAAAAAAGAAAAAUGUAUUUCCUAUUUAGCAUUACAGAAAAAAUUGAAGAGGUAACCAAGAUUGUCUUGGUUUUGUAUUAUUAGAACUUUGUUAGAAUGUGUUUUUUUUUUAUUAAUUUCAAUACUUGUUUUAAAAAAAGUAGUUCAAGACUUGUACAGAAACAACUUUCUACAUUUUUGUAUGCAAAUUACAAGUUGUAAAGUAAGAUACUUCUAAUAAAACUGUAGGUAACUACA